AUGAAGGUCAUUAGGUCCCUCAGUGGUCGCAAGCAGCGGUUACUUGUGACCAUAGUAUGUGGCUGCGCCUUCUCUUUGUUUGGCUAUGACCAGGCUCUUUUUGGGGGAGUGGCUAGCGGUGAUGCUUUUGUGAAGCAGUUUGAUCAUCCAAGCCCAAGCCUCACAGGGCAAAUCGCUGCUCUAUAUGAUAUCGGCUGCCUUGUCGGGUCCUUGGUCAGUAUCAUCUUCUGUCAGAGAUUUGGCCAUCGGAAAUUAAUUCUGGGAGGAAGUGCGAUAACUAUUCUGGGUGCCAUCAUACAAACCGCCUCUAUGAAUGUUGGAAUGUUAAUCGGUGGAAGGAUCAUUGCUGGUAUUGGAAAUGGCAUGAACACAGCGACAGUCCCAGUCUACCAUGCGGAAACUAGUCUAUCGGCCAGUCGCGGGAGAGCCGUCAUUGGUGAACUGUUUGUCAAUAAUGUAGGAUGGCUAGUGGCACAAUUCUUGACCCUUGGCUUCAGCUUUAUCAACAGCGGAAUUCAAUGGAGGAUCCCAACAGCCUUCCAGAUCGUGUUCCUGGUGCCCAUAUUCUUUAUACUUCCAUUUCUUCCCGACUCUCCGCGCUGGCUCGCUUCCCACGAGAGAUUUGAAGAGGCCUCCAAAGUUCUCAGUCACAUAAUGGAGGAAGAUCCUUCUUCUCCAUCAUUUGCUUCCCAGAUGCAAGCCAUUCAAGAGAUAGUUCUUGUCGAGGGAUCGGCUCACAAGAGCAAGAUCUCAGAACUCUGGACCGGUCAGGGGCGAAACCUUUUCCGCCUACUGCUGGCCUGUUCAGUGCAGCUAAUGGCUCAGAUCGGGGGUAUAAACAUUUUUGCUUAUUUCGUCGUUAUAAUAUUUCAAACCCAGCUUGGAUUAAGUUCCACACUGUCCCGAGCACUCGCCGCCUGCGCUGGAAUAGGACUGCUUGUCUCCAAUCUGACUUCAAUAACUGUGAUUGAGAAAUGGGGCCGGCGACGCCUAUUGCUGUUGGGCUCUUCUGGCCAAUGUAUUUGUUUCCUUGUAUCAGCCAUUGUCCUCUCCACGGGCGGGACCGCAACAUGGGCAGGAAUUGUGGUUGUCGUCAUGGUCUAUCUGUUCUUCAUUGUUUUUGCUUUUGCCUGGCAAUCAAUUCCCUUUCUUUAUCCGGCCGAAAUUCUGUCUCUCAAGUACAGAGCCCGAUUCUAUGGCUUAUCAAAUGGUUGCAACUGGGCCAUCAAUUAUGUCAUUGUGUUGAUCACACCCAUCGGAAUCAGCGAAAUAGGGUGGCGUCUCUAUGUCAUCUUCGCAGUUUUCAAUUUCGUCAAUGGCUUGGUCGUCUAUUUUUUCUUUGUCGAGACAGCCCGAAGCUCCCUGGAAGAGCUUGACUUGUUUUUUAUCGGCUCGGACAGAGUGUCGAUAAAGCCUCCACCAUUUUUACGUCUCACGGGGACUCUCGCCUGUAGUGACCAUGCCAUGACGACGGCGACAGAGUUGGACAAACAUACAUCAGACAUCAUGCAUCUGGAAAAUGUCCCACAGAAGUGA
Messenger RNA from Aspergillus pseudotamarii, 1536 nucleotides. Its product is annotated as general substrate transporter. The coding region runs from base 1 to 1536 and encodes 511 amino acids. Gene Ontology annotation, biological process: carbohydrate transport; transmembrane transport. Gene Ontology annotation, cellular component: membrane. The record is from RefSeq and is a predicted model, not a curated record. The transcript has 4 exons. Gene Ontology annotation, molecular function: carbohydrate:proton symporter activity. NCBI's taxonomy places the organism in Eukaryota, Fungi, Ascomycota, Eurotiomycetes, Eurotiales, Aspergillaceae.